Halteromyces radiatus is the source of this 1378-nucleotide messenger RNA. RefSeq lists its product as uncharacterized. Lineage: Eukaryota; Fungi; Mucoromycota; Mucoromycetes; Mucorales; Cunninghamellaceae. Gene Ontology annotation, cellular component: nucleus. The record is from RefSeq and is a predicted model, not a curated record. Bases 104 to 1378 code for a protein of 424 amino acids. Gene Ontology annotation, biological process: regulation of transcription by RNA polymerase II. The transcript is spliced from 7 exons. Gene Ontology annotation, molecular function: RNA polymerase II cis-regulatory region sequence-specific DNA binding; DNA-binding transcription factor activity, RNA polymerase II-specific.
AAAAAAAAAAAAAGAAAAAAAAAAUCAUGAGGACAAUAAUAACAACAGCAACACCUAUUGGGCCUUUUUCCACCCCCUUUGAUGUUUCCGUUCUUCCGAUGAUAUGGUUUUAUUCAUUCAAUAUAGAAAGGAUGUUGAUAGGGAAUCAUAUGAUGAAGUCUGUGGUAUGGGGAAAAAGAGUAAGGUGAAUAAUAAGGUUGUUGUUGAUAAUACAUAUUUGGUUGAGAAUAAUAAGAUGAGUAGGAAGAAUGGUAAGGUCCCUGAUAAGCCAAAGCACCGGAUAAAGCAGCAUUUCUUAAAAGGUGAGAAUGAUGAUGUUCAUCGUUGUCAUUAUCGUCAUUAUCAUUUCGUUGGUCAUGGUGUUGAAGAAGUUCACUACCUAAAAAAUGUAAUGUCAUCACCUCCUACUACUUUACCUUCUAUUCAAUAUCUUUUAUCUCAACAAAAUUCUGAAGAUAAAAAAUUUACUCGUGGUCAUCGUAGCACUCGUAGCGUUAGUUCUCUUCCUUCUGAAUUACAAAACCUUUCCUUGGAUGGUCCAAGUUUUCAACCUGCACCUGUUAUUCCUUCCAAGGAUGAUUCACAUAUAAUUCAACCUAGACCAAGUUGGAUGACUGGUCCAUCACCUCCACCGGCUAUUAUUUUACCAAAUACUCCACAGCAUAAUGUAGAUCAUCAUCAUCAUCAUCAUCAGAGAUCUAUAUCUGAUCUUUCUCUUACAACUCCGUCAUCUUCAUCAUCAUCAUCAUCAUAUCAUACCAAUCAUUUACAUACUCAUUCACCAUCCAUUGAUCAUCAUCAUCAUCAACAACGACAACGUCAUUUAUCUCAUCGUAGAGCUAUAUCUGCUAAUACUGUCGAUCAUAUGAUACAUUCAUCAUCAUCAUCAAACGUACCACCUGUACCGCCACUUCCAUUUUAUCAUCGUGCACAUUCAAAUAGUCCUCCUGAAGAACAUCUCUCUCUGAAGACAACCAAACCUGAACCAUUGGCGCCUUUUAUUGAACAACCACGCAACAAAUUAGACAAUGUUAUAUCCUCUACAACACCUGUACCAACUCCUUCAUUAUCAUCUACAUCAUCAUCAUCAAAUACAAUGACUCCAACUGAAACACCUAUCAAGUAUACGACUGGAUCACAUACUACUGUCAAUGGAAUGGAUUUGCCAAGGGAUUUAGCUACUGGUAGGUACUUGUGCCCAUAUUGUCAAAAGGCUUUUUCUCGUCCAUCCUCUUUACGUAUUCAUACUUACUCCCAUACUGGUGAAAAACCUUUUGAAUGUACUGAAUGUCCAAGAAAAUUCAGUGUUCAAUCCAAUAUGCGACGACAUCUUCGAAUUCAUCUUGUUAGACCUUCAAACAGAAAUACAUUCUCAUGA